ACAAUAAGCAGCAAAAACCACUUAAUACAUCACUGUCCCUUGGAUAAACGUGUCUCUUCCUUUCCUUUCCCCUGUAAAAACACACACACACACACACACACACACAAGUUGCAACUUCACUCUCCCCAGAAAUAUCUGGCGACAAUAAUCAGCAAAAAACACGCGAAACCCAGAAAUUAAAAAUCGAAUUCAGCUAAAAAAUUCAGAGAUCGAUCGGUCGAUUGAGGCAUGUGUUGCGACGGAGAUUGCAGGCCUUUGGGCUUCAUGAUGGGUCUCCCCUUCGCGCUGCUUUCCCUUAUCAUCUCUAUCGUCGGCGGCGCAGUCUGGGUUGUCGGGUCAGUUCCAAAAUCCGAAUCGCUGUUCAAUUUUCCUCUAUAGAUUACGGGGAGGGGAAAAUAGUAUUACGAAGGUGGUAUGCCUUCGCAACCCUAAUGUACUUUACUGCAUCUGCAUACGUACGGUGGUGCUUAGUUGUAGUAGAAAGAAACGAGUAAAAUCUGUAAAUGAGCUAGUUGUGAUAAGUUAGUGCGUGUUCUGUGUGUUUUCUGCGCGAGAUUUUUAGAAAUUAGUUUGGAUUUUGGUGCAUUCUGGGACAAUGUUGGGAGGUGGAAAUGAAGGGUUUAAGGAGGACGACAAGUUGGGGGAGCGUAAGGUUUACAGUAGGAGAUCGUUUAAAGGGCUUGAAACGAGUAAGAGCAGUAGUAAUUUGUUGAGGGAGCAGCAGCAGCCGAAAGUUGUUUCUGACGGUCCGAGCUCGACGAAAAGAUUACAUAAUUCUGGUUUUGAUGUGGGUUCGGAUAAUUUUUCUAGCCUGAGCCGUGAUGCAUUGGUUGUCAAAGGAGGGUUUCUAAGGCAGGAGAAUAAGGUUUGGAUAAGUCUGCCCAUGAAGUCAAAACAUGAGGCCCUUGAGUUAAAGAGGAAGCUGGAGGGUGAGCGGGAUAUGGUGCGGACUUUGAUGAGGAAGAUUGAGGCAAAUGACGGGCAAAAGAAUGCAACGGACAGGUUUGAUAAUAGAGAUGGAGAUAAGGUGGCUGUUGAAGUAGGACCGCCGCGAAUGUUGAAGCCGUUAAAACAGUUGAGUGUGUCGGUAUACGAAAAUAGCAAGGGUGGUGUUGAUAAAUUGGAGAAAGAGAAAAGGACGCCGAAGGCAAAUAAAUUGUAUAGAAAUUCAGAGUUUUUGCUUGCGAAGGAUAAGAUUCCUCCAGCUGAAAGUAACAAGAAAUUCAAGUCGAACGGGAAGAAGGGAGAAGGAAGUGGACUGAGAAUGGAGAAGUUUCCGAAUCAAGUAUUCAAAAGUUGUAAUGCACUCUUAGAGAGAUUGAUGAAGCACAAGCAUGGUUGGGUGUUUAACAAGCCAGUAGAUGCAGUUGGUCUAGGUUUGCAUGACUACUUUGAAAUUAUAAGAAACCCUAUGGAUCUUGGUACUGUGAAAGAUAGGCUAACCCAGAAUUGGUACAAGUCUCCUCUGGAAUUUGCCGAGGAUGUGAGACUUACAUUCCGAAAUGCUAUGACAUAUAACCCAAAAGAGCAAGAUGUAUAUGUAAUGGCUGAACAGCUGUCAAAAGUAUUUGAAGACAAAUGGACUCUCAUAGAGGCUGAUUACAUGCGUGAGUUGAAGUUGACUGCAGAUCUUGAUGUGGGUUCACCAACACCUACAUCUCGGAAGGCUCCUCCACAGUCGCGGGUGAGGGGUGAUACGAAGAAACCUAAUGAUAGAUCUGAAUCAAUGACCUAUUCAGUUGAUCCAAAAAGGAAGACAAUGAAUAUUGCUCAAUCUGGCAAGGUUCCUGCCCCAAAGAAGCCAAAGGCGAAGGAUCCAAACAAAAGGGAGAUGACAUAUGAUGAAAAGCAAAAACUUAGCAUAAAUCUGCAGAGUUUACCUUCUGAGAAGCUUGAAAACGUUGUUCAGAUCAUUAAGAAGAGGAAUCCUUCUCUUUCACAGCAAGAUGAUGAGAUUGAGGUUGACAUUGACAGUGUUGAUACAGAGACUCUUUGGGAGCUUGAUAGGUUCAUAACCAAUUAUAAGAAGAGUUUGAGCAAGAACAAAAGAAAGGCUGAGAUUGAUAAUCAAUUAAUAACUGGUGUAGAGCAGAACACCAAAGAAAAGAUUACUGCCUCAGUUGUAACAGAAAAUGCAAAAGGAAGUAGAGCAGAUGAAAAGAAAGUUGUCUCACCUCCAAUUGAUGUAGAAGAGCCGGGCCGUAAUGAUGCAAAUCAAGGAAUCAGCCAAAGCAGCUCAAGUUCAGAUUCGGGAUCUUCAUCCAAUUCUGAUGGUGAAAGUUCCUCAGCCGAUGAAUCUGACGGCGGAAACUCACAAAAGAAUUGAGUUGCUGAGAUCUUGAUCAAAUCUCAAUACUGACAACAAUGCAUCUCAGUCUUCAAAUAGUUCUAGCACCUCUAAUUGUACGGUAGAUGAUAUCCUUCAGAAAUUGCAAUCCUCUCAUGGAGCAGCCAGGAUCCUUCCUCUACUGAAUUUGUAAAUUCCUGUAGUGGGUGGUAAUGUUAGACUUGAAAGCAGAUUUGUAUGAUAUUUGUAGAUGCUAAUCGUGUUCAUCUCAUAUUUUGUAGAUUGCUGACAAGAACUAGUCAGUUUGUAAGAUAUAUGUUUAUCAUGUUUGUCUUGUAGUUCUGUACAUUGUUGAGAAGAACUAGUUGGUGUGUAUGAUGGGUUUAGGUCAUGAUUGCCAAUUUAAAAACUUUCAUGGCAUCAUGCCCCUGUUCUCUUACUGUAAGAUUGUGGAUUUGAAUCUCAUCAAUGUCGGUGUUUUUUGCAGUAAUUCUA
Messenger RNA from Sesamum indicum (sesame), 2782 nucleotides. RefSeq names its product transcription factor GTE4. Lineage: Eukaryota; Viridiplantae; Streptophyta; Magnoliopsida; Lamiales; Pedaliaceae. Gene Ontology annotation, molecular function: protein binding. The record is from RefSeq and is a predicted model, not a curated record.